This is a messenger RNA of Encephalitozoon hellem ATCC 50504, 1272 nucleotides long. RefSeq lists its product as uncharacterized. Bases 1 to 1272 code for a protein of 423 amino acids. The transcript has a single exon. The record is from RefSeq and is a predicted model, not a curated record. Lineage: Eukaryota; Fungi; Microsporidia; Unikaryonidae.
AUGGGGCUCUUUGCAGACGAGAAUGAGAAGAAGCCUUUGCCGGCAUUCGAAAGCAUUCAGGAUGCAACCUUGAAAUCGCCAGACACAUCGCAGCAGCUGGGGAAGUACAUUGUGAAUGGGCUGGAGAUGCUUUCUCUGUCCGAUAUCAAGGUUGUGGUGGACGGAAAGGGCGGUGCCUUUGGCGACAGCAUCUCUGACGAUCGCUCGGACACCUUAUCUGCUUUUGGCACCAUAUCGGCAGAAAGCAACGGGAAUGAGGACUGCGUAUACCUAUCAAGCAUAUACAAGACUUAUAUGAAGGUGAAUGAGAAGAUUGACAAGCUUAUCAGGAAGGAGUACUUUGACGAGGGAUUUAUAAAGCAUGUUCUUGCGGAGAUAUGCAAAGGGGAUCUGGAAAGGGCCAAAAGGGUUAUAUGCAGGGAGCUUAAGGACAGAGAUCCCCUCUUUUCUGUAGAGACAUACUGCGCCGAAGAGGGGGCAUGUUCUACGGGAAGUGUGUCUCGGAAGAUAGACGGGCUACUGGGGGAUCUGAGGGAUGUCGAGGAGAUAAGCCAUAAGCUUCGCAGGAUGUUUUUUGACAUGAGGAGCAAGAGCUUUGAGGCUGAGCUUGGAUAUGCUAGGUCGAGUGGUGAGGUUGUAAAACAACUUGACAAAUGCUCAAGAGAGCUGGAGGACCUGAGGAGGAUAGGAGGGGCGAUUGCUAAGGAUGUUGCAGGAGCCAUUGAGGACUUCGGAAUUGAUGUGGGCAUGGAGGGGGAUGGUCUUCACGAUGUCUCAAAGGCUCUGAAGAAUGUAUUUAAGAGCGUUUUGAAGAGAAUCAAGACCAUGGAACUGAUGAGCCAGGAGGCACAAUUGAAGGAAAGGGAGUAUGAGAAUGUUCUGAAGGACUAUGCAGAGCUCAAAGGCAAGAUGGACAGAAUUGCAAAUGAGAAUGCCAGUUUUUCGGAAGCUGUAUCGAGGCUUAGUACCAAGAAUACAAGGAUAAAGAAAGAUUAUGACGCUGCAAGGGAGGCAUUGAAGAAGGCAGUCGAGUCUAAUAAGAAGAAGAGUGUCACAAUAGACAGACAGAAGAAGAUUAUUGACGUUCUUCAGAGUAGGAUUGGAGACGAAUGUAUACUUCCUGUGAACGAACUGCAGUCGAAGAUUGACGAAAUAAGAAGAAGAGUCGAUGCAGAGCUCGAUAUGGGCACAAAGAGAAGGCUGGAAGAAGAGAUGGCCGACUAUGAAAGAAGAAUGUCUGAUUUCCUGUCUCUUCUGAACAAAACAGGGUAA